This is a messenger RNA of Cyprinodon tularosa, 2715 nucleotides long. Its product is annotated as cadherin-related family member 5-like. Bases 1 to 1938 code for a protein of 645 amino acids. Gene Ontology annotation, biological process: adherens junction organization; calcium-dependent cell-cell adhesion; multicellular organism development. NCBI's taxonomy places the organism in Eukaryota, Metazoa, Chordata, Actinopteri, Cyprinodontiformes, Cyprinodontidae. The transcript has 13 exons. The record is from RefSeq and is a predicted model, not a curated record. Gene Ontology annotation, cellular component: plasma membrane; adherens junction; catenin complex. Gene Ontology annotation, molecular function: cadherin binding; calcium ion binding.
AUGCAUUUGACCCACACCAUUGUUGUAAUUGUGAAAGAUGUAAACGACAACCCUCCCGUAUUUGCAGAGACUUUGUAUGAGGCCAAUGUCGAUGAGAUGUCUCCUAUCGACAAAACUGUGGGUACCUACCAAGCAACGGACCGUGAUGGAACUUCUAUCUUCUAUACGCUGACAUCUGAAUCUCCUCUCUUCAAACUGAAGUCACAGACUGUCCCAGAAAUACUAGUCAGCGGACUUCUUAAUUAUGACAAAGUCAAAACUGUCCGACUGACACUGGAAGCUCGAGAUACUCAAGAGAUUUCUCCACCAGAAGGCCCAUCCUUCACUGCUACCACAACCAUUGUGAUCACCAUAAUAGACAUUGAUAACAAACCUCCAGGGUUCAGACCUUGUACUCCGUAUGAAGUGGGUGAAAUUGUGGUCUGCCAGAAUACAGGUUACACUGGUAAAAUUCAUUUAAAUGAACAAGAGACUGGGGCAUUGCCUUUGGAUCCUGCCUCUCUUCAUGCUAUUGAUGGAGACUCUGGCAUAAAUGAAGAGAUUACAUAUUCCUUCCUUAGUGGAAAUGAGGAUGGACUCUUUGCGAUCAACUCAAACACAGGAAACAUCACCAUGCAGAGAAAAGCAGAUACGUUGGGUCCAAUCGUGCUGACAGUUCUGGCUACUCAGAAGAUAAACACUAAUCAGUUUGCAACAACCACCGUGACAAUCUCUGUCCUGGUGAAGAGCCUUCAUAGCCCAAAAUUCGAAAAGCCUCUAUAUGAAGGCCUCAUCAGUUCAGUUGGCUCUAUGGCAAUGGACCGGAAUAACAAAGACCAGCCAUUACGGGUCUCGGCUUUAGAUGAAGACUAUGCUGGCACUGGGGGAGUUAACCCCAACAUCAAAUAUUCCGUCCAAGGUAAUAGUGACUUUGAGUUUUUUGGUGACGUUUUGUUCUUGAUAAAGGAUCAGCCAGAUGGCAUGUAUUCACUUGAGAUUGUGGCGACAGACACAUCUAAUGACGAAACAGGUACAUCACGGCUCCAAGUUGAAGUGACAUCAGGUUUCACCACUACAUCUUUGCCUCAGAGCACUACAGGCUUUGAGAGCACGACAAAGAGCACUACAAAGAGCACUACAUCUGUAGAGGAAACCACCAGUGAGGUCAAGCCGACCACGGUUCCCAUUGUGUCAACAACUGACACUUCAGCCACCAUCGUCACUGCUAGUGCAACAUCAGGAGUCUCAACAAGUCGCCCAGUGGCCCCAUCCGGUGGGUUCAGGUCGGUGGACAUGGCUGCGCUGGGAGCAACCUUAGGGGUCCUUUUGUUUCUUUGUCUGCUGGUCAUUGGGCUGCUUGUUUAUCGCAUGCAGAAAGGAAAAGCAGCCUGGAAGAAGAUUCAAGAAGCCAGUUUGUUUCGAAGCUCUCUGGCUCAGAGUUCAAGUGGGCAAAAAGAGGGAAUUCAAUACACCAAUGAGGCUUUCCAAAAAGACGAUGAUGACAGAAGCAGCAUGGGCUCUGGUGGUCCAGAGAGAAGAAGCAUAACAACUAGUAGAGAACCUCCAGUGCAGCUAUGGAACAUUCCCCCCAAAGACGAGAUCCAAAGCACUUCAUCAGGACUACGCAACCAACUUCCUGACGACACCAGCGACACCAGCUCAAACAGGGCUGACGACGAAAAGGAGGUGAAACCUAUCCUGACUAAGGAAAGAAAAGUGGAAGAGGGAUACAAGUCUGUCUGGUUUAAAGAGGACAUUGAUCCCAAUGCCAAGGAGGAAGUAGUCAUCAUACCAGAAAACGCAGAUGAAGAAAGUGAUGAGGAAGAUGAGAAGCCAAAUCAGCGAAAAUCGCCAAAGGUUCUCUUUGCUGACCCAGACCUGGAUAGUGGUCUUGGGGUGAAGUUUGAUGAUCCAGCAAAUGAUUCCGAGAGUGACAAUGAAUUUAAUAUUGAUCUGUGACAAAGUCCAGGUGAUUAUGUACAGUAAUUACAGAAACAAUCCACAAUAAAACUGAAGUUAGCUUUUAAACAUAAAAGUGUUAAUCUUAUCAGUCUGAGAUUCAGUAUCUACAAAAGCAGCUAAAGACAGAUUUUAAAAUGUAAAAAGUGUUGAUUAUCAUGCUUAAAAAGUAUAUUUUUCUUUCCUGUAAAUUAAUAUAAUCGAGUUUAUUUUUGUGCAAAAAUGAUAUAUGCAGAAAGAGUUGUAGAAUGACCAGAUUAAAACAUUCUUAUAUUCUGCACUGAGGCUGAGGUGAUGCUUAUUAUUUAAGCUUUCUGACAGUUUUUGUGAUGGUAACUUCUCUCUGCAAUAAAUAUUCAACUAAACAUCGAUUAGUAUUGAAAAAAAAAUAAAACAUAGCAAAGUAAAUAUCUAUAGUUUAAGAAUGAACAUAAUGUUCUAGGAGUUAAAUAAUUUCCAAAAAGCAGGAAAUACUCAGAGACACGUAAGACGAAACCUAAACAGCAACCCGUAUAUUGAAGAAGAAAAAAGAAAAACAUCACAGGAAUGGAGAUAAAUUUAAGCUCAUCUAAGCAGUUAUAAACAUUUAUAAGUCUGAACUUUGGUCAAACCAAAUUGAGAUGUAGGUACACAGACACUGGGCUCAGAGACUUGGACUCAACUUUAUUUAUCCCUUGGGAUUACUCCUUUAGGGAAACUCUGGUUCCAAUAGCUUAUAUAGAAUACAAAGGGCAGAGUUAAAGCAAGAGGCCAUUAAAGAUAAAAAAAAUAUAUAAA